AUGGACCCGGAGCCGGAUGCCUCCACCCCGCCACGACCUGAAGCUGCCCCCCAGGAGGAGGCCACCAAUGCCGCUGCAGCUAUGGAGGCAGCGACCGCAGCUUCAGACGACGAGGCCGGGCCCUCACCAGCCGAGCCAGCGGCUGAGGGGGCUGCUGCCACGGCGGAGGCUGCAGCGCCGGAGGCAGCAGAGGUGGCGGCACCAGAGGCAGCGGAAGAGGCGGAGGGUGCGGCACCAGGGGUCGCCGAAGUUGCCAGCAGCGCCUCCCCACCGGCAGAGGAGGUGGAUCCGGAGGUGGUGCUAGGAAGGCGCCUCCUCCCAAGCACGUCAGAGAUCCCUCUUCCCCGGCUCAUAGCCAAAUGCCACCAAGCUCAGAAGGAGUUAGAGGCCGGCAUGCGCCGGGAGUGGGAGAAGCUGGAGGUAGAACGCCACCGACUCUCCGACUGGGAGGUCAGUCUGGGCGACCGCAUCAACUCCGUCUCUGCCCGCUACGCCGAGGAGCGCGCCAAGCUCGUGCAGGGGCGCGAACUUCUGCAGGAGGAGCUGGAGCAAGCUCGCGUCCGGGAGGUGGCGGCGCUCCAACAGGAGAAAGAGGCCAGGCGGCGGGAAACGGAAGCCCUUGAGGGGCUGAUCGCCGUGGAGGAGAUGAAGCAGGCGGUGGCAGACAGGGAUCGGGUCGCCCGGGAGCUGGCAGCCGCGGCGAGGGAGGCUAUUCCAACAGCCCGCAGCUUCAUCCCGACGGCCACCGUACCGGUGCCGCGCCGUGCAGCGACGUCUUCGUGGCCGCUCGCAAGAUCGCCUACCGGCCCGGACGCCGUCCCGCAGGUGCCCGCGUGGCUGUCAACCGAGGCGAAGGACUUCAUGGGCAUGUGA
Panicum hallii is the source of this 873-nucleotide messenger RNA. RefSeq names its product translation initiation factor IF-2-like. Lineage: Eukaryota; Viridiplantae; Streptophyta; Magnoliopsida; Poales; Poaceae. The record is from RefSeq and is a predicted model, not a curated record. The transcript is spliced from 2 exons. The coding region runs from base 1 to 873 and encodes 290 amino acids.